AUGUUUCCAAUAUUAUUAGGUCUCUUCACACUCUCUUGGUGCAACAUUGAGGAAACCAAAGACAUCAUGCAAGAUUGGGAUAAAUAUAUGCGAGGCUUCCUACCUGAUGAUAUGAUCUCAUUCUAAAUCGAAAAGGGAGGCGAAGAAAUAUUCAUUGAAACAAUCAAGAAAACUCCCACAAACAUCAGAGGCACUUUCUUUAUUCCUAUCUACACCCUGGACACCAUUGACUUUAAAGUCAUUGAUCCUUCCGGCUCUAUGAUCUAUGCCAAAAUGAUGAAAAAAGAAGCAGUCUUCAGUUUCAAUGCCACUGAAAAAGGAGAUUAUCAAUUGAUAUUUCAAAACAAAAGAGCAAAAGAAUCAAAAGUUGUACAAUUCGCUAUUGAUGUCGCUAAAUCUGACAAAGAAGAAAUAGAGUAGAAUGACAUUGAUCCCAUUGAAAAUGGAGUUCAAGGACUCUUGCAAAAAAUCAGAGACGUUUUCUAUAGCACCAAAUUGAAUGAGUUGAAAUCUAAAGGUGCCUUGGCUGAUGUACAAAAGAUAAAUAAACAACUGAUGAUUCUGACAUUCAUAGAAACAGUGGCUAUUUGUGGAGUGACAGCAUGGUAAGUAUAUUACAUAAAGAAAUUGCUCAAUGAUAGAAGAUUAGUGUGAUUAUGUUAAUAUAUUUAUUCUUCGAAUUCAAUUCAAUUAAAAGCCAAA
Paramecium tetraurelia is the source of this 702-nucleotide messenger RNA. RefSeq lists its product as uncharacterized. The record is from RefSeq and is a predicted model, not a curated record. Gene Ontology annotation, biological process: endoplasmic reticulum to Golgi vesicle-mediated transport; Golgi organization; intracellular protein transport. The transcript is spliced from 2 exons. Gene Ontology annotation, cellular component: endoplasmic reticulum-Golgi intermediate compartment; COPII-coated ER to Golgi transport vesicle; endoplasmic reticulum. Lineage: Eukaryota; Ciliophora; Oligohymenophorea; Peniculida; Parameciidae.